Heteronotia binoei (common prickly gecko) is the source of this 2959-nucleotide messenger RNA. It is a transcript of the gene CUL4B, whose product is annotated as cullin 4B. Gene Ontology annotation, biological process: ubiquitin-dependent protein catabolic process; DNA damage response; protein ubiquitination. The transcript has 21 exons. Gene Ontology annotation, molecular function: ubiquitin protein ligase binding. NCBI's taxonomy places the organism in Eukaryota, Metazoa, Chordata, Lepidosauria, Squamata, Gekkonidae. Gene Ontology annotation, cellular component: Cul4B-RING E3 ubiquitin ligase complex. The record is from RefSeq and is a predicted model, not a curated record. The coding region runs from base 100 to 2823 and encodes 907 amino acids.
CCCCUCCUGCCUCGGAGAAAAGUGCGGUGGCCCCGCCUCUUUCCAUAAGGAAGCUUCAAGCGCCGGAGCGCGAGGGUUUUCCAACGGCCCAGCCAUCCCAUGGCUGGGCGCGCGAGAGGCCAGCAGCAGCAGCCACCCGGCAACAUGAUCACUUCCGGUUUCUCUUCCCCCAACCCCUCAGCAGCAGCGGCUCAGGAGGUCAGACCUGCCACUGAUGGUAGCAGCAGUAGCUCCUCCUCAUCCUCCUCCAAGAAGAGAAAAUUAAAUAGUACUAGUAACAGCAGUGAGAGAGAAGAAGUGGACGCCAUCUCCUCCUGCUCUUCCCUUCUUUCCAAAACUCACUCUUCUUCCUCCACAUCCUCUGUCAACACCACCGCUUCUACUUCCUCCUGUACCUCCUCAGGGGUUGCCUCUUCCAACCAUCAUCUGCAGAAGAAGUUGCGCUUUGAGGACUCAUUGGAUUUUAUUGGACUUGAUGUGAAGAUGGCUGAAGAGUCUUCCUCUUCAUCACCUGCUGCCUCUUCUCAGCAGCAGCACCAGCAGCAACUCAAAAAUAAAAGCCUUCUAAUUUCCUCAGUAGCUGUGGGACAUCACGCAAAUGGCCUGACCAAAGCUGCCUCCUCCACUGUCUCCAGUUUUGCCAACAGUAAACCUGGUUCAGCCAAGAAGUUAGUGAUCAAGAACUUUAAAGACAAACCUAAACUGCCUGAAAAUUAUACAGAUGAAACCUGGCAAAAACUGAAGGAAGCUGUAGAAGCAAUUCAAAACAGUACUUCAAUUAAAUACAAUUUAGAAGAACUCUAUCAGGCUGUUGAAAAUCUCUGCUCCUACAAGAUUUCUGCAAAUUUGUACAAACAAUUAAGACAGAUUUGUGAAGACCACAUCAAAGCACAGAUUCAUCAGUUCAGAGAGGAUUCAUUGGACAGUGUUCUUUUUCUCAAGAAAAUAGACAAAUGUUGGCAAGACCAUUGCAGACAGAUGAUAAUGAUUAGAAGUAUCUUUUUGUUCCUGGAUCGAACCUAUGUACUUCAAAAUUCAAUGCUGCCAUCAAUUUGGGAUAUGGGGCUAGAGUUGUUCAGGACUCAUAUAAUUAGUGAUCAAAAAGUUCAGAACAAGACCAUUGAUGGCAUUCUUCUGUUGAUUGAAAGAGAAAGAAAUGGUGAGGCUAUUGACAGGAGCUUGCUCCGCAGCCUUCUGAGCAUGCUUUCAGAUUUGCAGAUUUAUCAGGAUUCUUUUGAGCAUAGAUUUUUGGAAGAGACUAAUCGGCUGUAUGCAGCAGAAGGACAGAGGCUAAUGCAAGAAAGAGAGGUUCCAGAAUAUCUUCAUCAUGUCAACAAACGUUUGGAGGAAGAGCAAGACAGGAUUAUCACAUAUUUGGAUCAAAGCACCCAGAAACCACUAAUUGCUACUGUAGAAAAACAGCUACUAGGUGAACAUUUAACAGCCAUUCUACAGAAAGGUUUAAACCAUCUUCUGGAUGAAAACCGAAUUCAAGAUCUGUCUCUGCUGUAUCAGCUAUUCAGUAGAGUGAAAGGUGGCGUGCAGGUUCUCUUGCAGCACUGGAUCGAAUAUAUAAAGGCAUUUGGUAGCACCAUUGUAAUUAAUCCAGAAAAAGACAAAACCAUGGUCCAAGAACUGCUAGAUUUUAAGGAUAAAGUUGAUCAUAUCAUUGAUAUUUGCUUUCUGAAGAAUGAGAAGUUUGUCAAUGCCAUGAAAGAAGCUUUUGAAACUUUCAUCAACAAAAGACCAAACAAACCUGCUGAGCUCAUAGCUAAGUAUGUAGACUCAAAGCUUCGUGCAGGCAACAAAGAGGCUACUGAUGAAGAGCUAGAAAAGAUGCUGGAUAAAAUUAUGAUUAUAUUUAGGUUCAUAUACGGCAAGGAUGUUUUUGAGGCCUUUUACAAAAAAGAUCUAGCUAAGCGACUAUUAGUGGGCAAAAGUGCAUCAGUAGAUGCUGAGAAAUCCAUGCUUUCCAAACUCAAACACGAAUGUGGAGCUGCUUUCACUAGCAAACUUGAAGGAAUGUUUAAGGACAUGGAACUUUCUAAAGACAUCAUGAUACAAUUUAAACAAUAUAUGCAAAAUCAGAAUGUACCUGGUAACAUUGAACUCACAGUUAAUAUCUUGACUAUGGGCUAUUGGCCAACCUACGUGCCUAUGGAGGUCCACCUACCAUCAGAGAUGGUAAAACUGCAGGAGAUAUUUAAGACAUUUUACCUUGGAAAACACAGUGGCAGGAAGCUUCAGUGGCAGUCAACAUUAGGGCACUGUGUACUCAAAGCAGAAUUUAAAGAGGGCAAAAAGGAGCUACAAGUCUCUCUGUUCCAGACUCUGGUGCUGCUGAUGUUUAAUGAAGGCGAAGAAUUCAGUUUAGAGGAGAUAAAACAGGCCACUGGAAUUGAAGAUGGAGAACUACGGCGAACCCUCCAGUCAUUAGCCUGUGGCAAGGCAAGAGUACUGACCAAAAGCCCCAAAGGCAAGGAUGUGGAAGAUGGAGACAAAUUCACUUGCAAUGAUGACUUCAGACAUAAGCUGUUUAGGAUAAAAAUCAAUCAAAUCCAGAUGAAAGAAACGGUGGAAGAACAAGCAAGCACUACAGAAAGAGUUUUUCAAGAUCGGCAAUACCAAAUUGAUGCCGCAAUUGUAAGAAUCAUGAAAAUGCGCAAGACACUUAGUCACAAUCUGCUUGUGUCUGAGGUAUACAACCAGCUGAAAUUCCCAGUAAAGCCCGCUGACCUUAAGAAGAGAAUAGAAUCGCUAAUUGACAGAGACUACAUGGAAAGAGACAAGGAGAAUCCCAACCAGUACAAUUAUAUUGCAUAAAACACACAAUGGGCCUUUGUUUUCCUUUUCUGCACACUUGAUGUUCUACUUGGUUGCUGGUGGAUAAACGAGCCUGUUGGUCCCAUUAAAAUAACUUUUUCUACUACCAAUGACUGAGUGAAAGCAACGUAAUGGG